AUGGAUAUGACAUCGCCAUUGGCUCGUAUUGAUAUACACACCCACAUUUUACCAUCUUCACUAAGUGCCAAUGCUCAAAAAUAUCUUGAAUUACGACCACAUGCCGAGGGUGAUCCUCGAUUGGAUAUGUUUCAUAAUGGAAAUUUUUUUCGAACAAUUGAACCAAAUUGCUUUGAUAUUAAUGUUCGUCUUCGUGAAAUGGAUGAAAACAAAACGGAUAUGCAAGUACUUUCAACAAUACCAGUUCUAUUUAAUUAUUCUUCGAAAGACGCCGAAGGCGCUCUUGCAAUUUCUCGUGAAUUAAAUGAUCAUAUAGCAUCGAUUUGUCGACAACAUCCAACACGUUUUAUUGGUCUUGGCACAGUACCAUUACAAGCGCCUGAACUAGCUAUUAAUGAACUUCGGCGAUGCGUUAAUGAAUUAGGUUUAAAAGGUGUCCAGAUAGGUACACAUGUUAAUCAAUGGAAUUUAGAUUGUGCAGAGCUUGAUCAAUUUUGGUAUGAAGUUGAAAAGCUCGAUGCUUGCGUAUUUGUUCACCCUUGGGAUAUGCCGAAAGGAGAACGUUUCGAUGACUAUUGGAUGCCAUGGUUAUGUGGAAUGCCUUUUGAAACAACAUCGGCUAUAUGUUCAAUUUUAAUGGGUGGUGUUUUAGAAAAAUAUCCAAAACUUCGCUUAGCAUUUGCUCAUGGCGGUGGCUCAUUUCCCUUUACAGUCGGUCGUAUUGAUCAUGGUCAUGAAUGCCGACCAGAUUUAUGUGCGUAUAAAAAUAGUAAAUUGCCAUCAUCUUACAUCGGCCGGUUUUGUGUUGAUUCACUUGUUCAUGAUUCUCGUGCAUUGAAAUAUCUUGUGGAAACAAUGAACGAAGAUUGUAUCAUGCUUGGAUCCGAUUGUCCAUUUCCUCUCGGUGAAAGUAAACCGGGAGAACUAAUAUUAAAAACAUUCGAUACUGAUUUAGAUAAAUGUAGAAAAUUGUUAAACAGUAACGCAAAGCGUUUUUUUAAAAUUUGA
This is a messenger RNA of Rotaria socialis, 1008 nucleotides long. The record is from the annotation of a GenBank genome assembly. Lineage: Eukaryota; Metazoa; Rotifera; Eurotatoria; Philodinida; Philodinidae.